CAAUAACCACAAGAGGAGACGAAGCCCGGUUUUCAACUCGACUUCAUCAUCAACUCCCGCAUUAUAUUCACUUUCAGCUGUAGGUUUCGUAUACAACUGAUUCGGCCACCUUAUUCUAACAGUUAAACAAAUCAUGUACCAUCAAAACUGUCCCGACCGAAUGUCUCUCCCGUGGCAGAGCUGCCUGACCACGGUGUCUGAGCGCCUCGUUGCACUACUGACUUCGGGGAUGCGAUCAGACGUCACACUUCACCUUGAAGGACGCACGCUCAAGGCGCACCGUCUGAUCCUUGCCAUGAACUCCCCGGUGUUUGACAAACUGCUGUAUGGCAACGAAGACCGUCAGCCGUGCAUGCUCCCCAUCGAGUACCCGUUGCAAGACGAUCCGCCUGAGGCAUUCACAUGGAUGCUGGAGUACAUGUACCGCGGCAAUCCCGACCUCCCUAGCGUGCCCAUGGCGCUGGAGGUCAGCGUUCUCGCCACCAAGUACCAGAUGGGGGCGCUCAAGUCGGCUUGCUCCGAAUACCUCAAACAGCACCUGAAUGAUGUUAACGUUUUAAAAGUCUAUGAUGCCGCCGUUCAACUUGAAAAUGCCGACCUCGUACACAGAUGCCUUCAGAUGGCUAGAAAUACUACGGAGGACGUGUUUUCCACGCAGCAAAUGCGACUCCUCAGCAAACCAGCAUUAGCUCAUCUCCUCGCGAAUUAUGUUACCAACACCUCCGAGGUUCAGAUAUUCCGAGGGAUCGUGGCCUGGGGGCGCCAUCGCAUCGCUUCGCGGGGCGCCUGCACCGAUGACCUUCGGAAGGAGAUCGAGGCCUUCCUCCCGCACGUGAGGUUCCUCGCCAUGACCACGCAAGAGUUCGUCGAGCAAGUUAUUCCCACGGGCAUCUUCACGCCAUCGGAAGCCUGCGACAUCCUCACCAACAUCACGCAGUCCAAGGAAGCGCCUCUUCCCGAAAUAUGUUGCAAGAUAAGGGACCGGAGGAACUAAGCUUUAUGUGGUGUUGCACUGCAUCAUAAAAGAGGGCGUGGGAGGCCUUGCGCGGCUGCGGGAGAAACAGCAGUUGGAACAGCUAAUUACGGAUGAUCUUACACGGAUGCUCUUUUUCAGAAACGGAUUGAGGAUUUAGUUUUCAAAAAGUUAAAGGAAACGAAGGCAAUUUCUCAUGUUUAUAUACUUUUUCAGGUCACUAUGUUUCUUUGUCAUUACGAUUAAACUAGGAUAUUCUUACAUGUGAACUCAUAGAGGCAUACGACAUUCAUAUGAUUUCUGGGGAAUGUAGUGCACACUAAAGUCAUGCUGCUUU
Molecule: messenger RNA, 1310 nt
Organism: Penaeus vannamei (Pacific white shrimp)
Lineage: Eukaryota; Metazoa; Arthropoda; Malacostraca; Decapoda; Penaeidae
Product: BTB/POZ domain-containing protein 9
Biological process (GO): neurogenesis
Cellular component (GO): cytosol
Molecular function (GO): protein binding
Source: RefSeq, a predicted model, not a curated record